Molecule: messenger RNA, 4205 nt
Organism: Diachasmimorpha longicaudata
Lineage: Eukaryota; Metazoa; Arthropoda; Insecta; Hymenoptera; Braconidae
Exons: 7
Coding region: 1323-2690 (455 amino acids)
Source: RefSeq, a predicted model, not a curated record
AAGAAUUAUGAAAGAACCGAUUUUCAAUAGAAAAUCAAUGGAUUCGCCCAUCGAAUGCGCUGUCGUUCUCCUGAAGUUUUCGUACGUGAAUCGUCUCUUGAGGAAUCACCGGGUCUUUUAUGACUGGUCCUUGAGGCUGAAGGGCUUGGGGCGUGCCAACUUCCAGCUCUUAUGUGAAGUUGAGGAGAUAAUAGCGUAUUUAUCUGAAGAUAAUACCUGACUUGCAAAUAGAUUCAACAUUGAUUUCCUGAAUUUACCUCUGGACUUCCUGAAACCUGAAGAACAAUUAAACAUUUCAUUAAUUAAAAACAUAACUGAAUCACUCCAAACUGGAAAUUUCCCCUCAAAAUUCAGCUAUUGCCUAAAGUUUUAAAACAAUUUUAUUAUCGUGUAAAGCUGAAUAAUAAAAUGUUCAAAUGAAUCAGCUGUUCUGGGAAUAAAAAUGAUUAUUUAAUUUAUGUAAUAAUAAUCCCGUAAAAGUUUAGUCUUCAAUUCUCAAAUUUUGUAAUUUAUUCCACUCGUUCCAUUAUUUAAAAAGUCUGUCAAAUAUUUUCCGGAGACACUGAAAAAUGAUUUUUUUCUCUCCUGUUUCCCCUCGACUUUUUACCCUUCGUUUCCAUCCCCUCAAUUUAAAUUUAAAAGGAACUAAAAUUCUCGAAUAUUUCCCUCUUCGUAUAAACUCCUCGGCCCCCCUUCGUCCCUCGAGAUUUCACUGACUUUUCCCCUAGCCACAUUAAGCCAACUCCACCCCCGACAAAUAUCCCACCUGAAUCGCGUGUCGCUGGUCAGACAUAAGAGUAACCGCAGUAGUGCGGGGGUGACACUCGCCCAGAGCUGGCGCUUUUCACGAGGCGCAAAAGCUCAAAAAAAAAAAAUUGUGUUCGAUUAUAAAUCCGCGGACAAUUUUCCCCCCAAAAUUCGCGGAGAAUUUUCCCCCCAAAAUUCCGCGAAAGCCGUACACAUUCCCGUCUCCUAAUCCCCUUUACUACAAAAUUACGAUUAACAAUCGGAGUGUUCAAUUCAAAUCGUCGAGCGCAGCCUUGUCAAGUCUCGUCACGGUCGUGAAUUAUUGACGAUUCCCAUCGACCGUGUCAGUGGUAAAAUCGAAUUUGCCCAUCAUCGAUACCAACUCACCCCCUUCCUUCGACCCUUCGCCACCCCAAUAGUGACCUUGGCCCGUAAUCGUAACCUCGACGCACCGUCGUACAAGUAAACUCCACCUGGAUAUUUUUUAUUUAAAUAUCCAAAAAUAAAUCCGGAAGUUGUUGAACGAAAAAAUUAUUGAAAUAAUCGUGAGCCCACUCAACAGUGGUUACAAAGAUAUGAAUCUCGUGACGAAGGCAAUUCACGAUCACAAGAUCAAUCGCGAAACACGGACAGGCAUCUGUGGCUCAUACGUAUCUAGUGGUGUCACUAGUGGAACAGGUGCUGUUACGGGUCAGGGUGCAGCGCGUUUAGGUUUACGUCCAAGUCUUCCUGGGGUUGGUGGCCGUGGGCCCAUAAGACGUAGCCGUGAAUUUGGUUAUUAUCCGAUGGAAGAGCAUCCGACUCAUGCAUACCGCACUCAUCUCUUCCUAUCACCACCUGCAGGUGUUGCUGUUGAGGAGAAUAAUGAGAGGAUUGGGCCAGUGCCAAGGAGAAAUUCUGGGCCUCAUGUCAUCAAGUGGGGUGGUACCAAUGCCAAUGCUGCUAAUUUGGCUAAUAACAAUGUUAAACGGAAGAAUGGAAGUACACAGAAGGAUCCAUCCGAGCCAGCAACACCAACUACUACUUCCAGACAGGUGUCAUUUAGUGGGAACAGAACAGCAGGAAUCUAUACACCACUGGUUGUAUCCGGUAGCAGUCCACCCCGGGGUGAGCCAAUAUCCCUCGCGACCCUGGAUCGCGAUUGUUUCAUCAUUCCCCUUGCCUCCCUCGAGCGUUUUCUUCCAGCUGGUGUGCCGCAUGCACCGAUUGCGGAUAAAAAACGCGCAGGCAGUCCUCUCUCCGUCCUAGAGGUGGAGGACCCGAAGCAAUGUGUAUUGGCCCACUUUAUGACACCACUGGAGCCUCUGGACCCAAUCGUUGAAUCACCACUGGCUCGACCGUUGGUUCUCCAGAGGGACGCAGCUGCCGAAUUGAUCGCCGAAAUCGCACCCUCGGCUUCGCAGAGUAUAUUGUUGACCAAUAUGGAGAGGAACGCGGAAUUUCCAUUCAUAACUUAUUACUUGAUAAACAAGCACAGCACGGAUCCAGCGGACUUCUAUCAAGAGGUCCAGUGUGCAGCCCUCAGGAAGUUUGAUCCACGUGACUUGCGCUAUGCAGCCAGUCACACACUAGACCUCUUCAACGAGGUGGCGACGAUAGCACGGCCACCCCUCGAGCCACCGGGUGGUAGACCACCAAUUCCGUCCACCGGUUACAUCGUAUCAAUUUUCAAAGUCUUCGAGGGGGACGAUGGCCUCAAGUUCGAGCAGAAUUGGCUGUAUUGGACAGGGGCUCGAAUGAUCUAUCGUUACCUCCCCAAAUCCGUUGGCCUGAAACGCAUAACUCUGCACAAAUCGAUGUCCCAAGGGGAUAAAAUGUAUCUUCUGAUUUGCGAGUGUUCGCAGCUGCAGGAUAAUCUAUCCGCAGCGGCGAUUCUCUUACCAGCACUACGUGCACGACUCUGCGGCUACACCGGGCUCUAUCGACCAUCAGUAUGCUUUUGACUUAUCGACAAACCAUUCGAUUAAUUCCGGGGAAUAUCGUGGAUCAGGGGAUUGUUUGAUUAAUCAAUUGAUUGAAUGACUUGAGGAGAUGAUGAGACAAAAAUAUUUUUAAAAUCUCUUUCGCUACAUAGCGCUGUUUUAUAUUUGUACUCAAGAUGAUCAAAUUGUGCAAUGAAAACGUCACGUUUUAACGUACAUUUUUAAUAAAUGCGAUUUAAUAGGAGUAACAUAUCAUGUGUUUGAUGAGCUGUGAUACAAUCGAAAAUUCAUGGAUAUCACGCGGAGGAUAAAAUAUUAUUUAAGGACAUGAUUUUGUUUUUUCUCAGAAAUCAUCGAUUAGAAUAAAUAAUUUGCCGUUGAACGAUCGAAUGUAGAUAUUGCGCACAUAGAGUGAUUUUUCUGCCCGUUUGAAUGCUUUUGAGAAGGGAUGAGCGCUAUUUCGUAGAUUUGAUGCCGAAAAGUGAAAUUUUAAUACUUUCGUGGUCAGUGAUGGGCAAAUUGAGAUUUACUGAAUCCUAAGGACUAAAUGAUAUUUAUCCAUUUGAGGAAAAUUCAAUUUUUCCAUGUUCCAGAAAAAUUCGCUUUUUUUACAUAAAUCUAAUUAAAUGUUUUGAUGAUUAUCAUUACGUAGUUAUUAUUAUUUUGGGUAUUUCGAACCAUGUGAUCAGCCAUUGGAUGCAGCCACACGGAGAGAAAUGGUCAGGAAAAUUCCGUGAGUCAUAGUUGAUUCAGUAAUUGCAAAUUCACAUCGGAAAAUUAUCAAUUAAAAAUUUAUUAAUCUACUUAGUAGUGUCCAUCACUGUUCACGGUUAUCUAGGAGAAUUUUAUCAGUGAUUUAUAGGGUAUACGAUAGGUAAGAUUUCUAAAGUCAGCGGUAUAAAUUAAAUUUAUCGACGAGUUAUACUAGAGUAAUUUGACAUUUUUAGUACAAAAGGAAGAGAAAGAUGAUUUUGAAUAAUUAAGAUUUAAUUAAGCUUGUUGCAUAAGACAAUAGAUUAUUGCGCCGGCGCAAUAUCUUCUCUCAACUAACAAAAACGAAAAUUGUAGAUACAAAAAUUUUUAUCGUACAGUAACGAGCGAAUAGGAAGAAGAAAGCUGAACAGACAAGCGAUGAAAUUAUGGCAUUACAUCGUAUACAUUGACCAUUGAACAAGAGUCCUGAAAGAAAUAUAUUAUCUCAAGAGCCUUGAAAAAUUUUCUGUGAUUCAAAAGUGGGUAUCAACGAUUUGAUAUUCACAAUAUUAUUAUAUAAUAAAUGAUUAAAAUAAAAUAAUCAACAGACAAACUGUGAUUGUAUGUUCGUAACAUAUACAUUUGUGAAACACAUCCAUUGUCAUUGGUAAAUUAAUUUUCAGUUUAUUUUGUCAAUUGAAGGAUGUUCGGAAAUGAAGAUGAAGAUGUGGUACAUCGAUAAAUAUCAAAAUUUAUUCCUCAAAUUCUAUGGCUUUUAUGGAGAAUUCAAUGAGUGUAAUGUAAAUAAAGAACAUGACGCAAUAAAAUUCACAUUUUACCAUG